CCCUCUCCUUUCUUCGUUUCUUUAGGCUUCAAUAAAAAAAAAAGAAAAAGAAAAGAAAAGAAAACUCUAAGUUCAGCCAUUUAAAUUCCCUCCCGAGUGCACGCGCCAUGUUCGGACACCCCACAUUUCCACGCGCCUCCCCGGAGUUUCUCAGCGACUCCCAGACGUCUCCUCCCGACGUCAUGUCGCAGUUCAACUUCCCCUCAUGUCCGUUAACUCAACUCACCGUGGCCGAGUCGUUCGACUCCGUGACCGAGGCUCUUCACAGCGGCAGCAGCAGCGGGAGCUACAGCUCGCCGAGCUCGCUGGCCAGUUGUUGCUGCACUACUCAGAAACCGAGCUCCAUGCAGAGGAGCGUCAGUAGCCAUUCUCUUCAGAAGAACGGACUCCAUUGUCAUUUCGCCUCGACCCUUAACGAGUUUAUUGACUCUGCUUCUGGUCCGGUGAGGAGAGUUUUCAGUACCGGUGAUCUGGACCAGGGAAUAAGCAUGGGGCAGCACAGUCGGAGGUCAGAGAGUCCAUUGUCAAGUGAGAGCAAUGCAAUCAUCGAAGGAAUGAGCAGAGCCUGUCGCUACAGUCCAGAGGAGAAGAAAGAGAGGAUCGAAAGAUAUCGAAGCAAAAGAAACCUAAGGAACUUCAACAAGAAGAUUAAGUAUGUAUGUAGGAAAACAUUGGCAGACAGCAGGCCACGAAUCCGAGGGCGAUUCGCGAGAAAUGAAGAAGCUGAAAAGAAUCCUCAAGGUGAAUGGAGCCACAUGGGGGGAGAGGAAGAGGAAGAAGACGAGGAGAGUUGGAUUAAUUUCCUAGAUUCACUCUCAACAAAUCUGAUUAAUCCUUGAUGUUAAAAGACUUUAUUAUGUGUCUUAGUGUGUUAGAAUUGCUUGUUUUCUUAAUAUUUUGAUGCAAUGUUUAAGUCCCUUUUCAGCUUCAAACAGUUGUAAAUAUGAUUGAUCACAACUAUUCAUAUGAGAAUUAUGGAAUUGCAAGCCUUACCCUA
Molecule: messenger RNA, 997 nt
Organism: Theobroma cacao (cacao)
Lineage: Eukaryota; Viridiplantae; Streptophyta; Magnoliopsida; Malvales; Malvaceae
Product: CCT motif family protein
Biological process (GO): regulation of flower development
Cellular component (GO): nucleus
Molecular function (GO): protein binding; DNA-binding transcription factor activity
Source: RefSeq, a predicted model, not a curated record